GGGUACACCCUGGACUGGUGGCCAGCCAAUCACAGGGCACAUAUAGACAAACAACCAUUCACACUCACACCUAUGGACAAUUUGGAGUCGCUAAUUAACCUAGCAUGUUUUUGGAAUGUGGGAGGAAACCGGAGUACCCGGAGAAAACCCACUCAUGCACGGGGAGAACAUGCAAACUCCACAUAAAGAUGGCCGGGGGUGGGAUUGAACUCGGGUCUCCUAGCUGUGAGGUCUGCUUGCUAACCACUCGUCAACCAUUCAUUCAUUCGUUCGUUUUCUACCGCUUAUCCUCACGAGGGUCGCGGGGGGUGGAGCUGGAGCCUAUCCCAGCUGUCUUCAGGCGAGAGGUGGGGUACACCCUGGACUGGUUGCCAGCCAAUCACAGGGCACAUAUAGACAAACAACCAUUCACACUCACAUUCAUACCUAUGGACAAUUUGGAGUCGCCAAUUAACCUAGCAUGUUUUUGGAAUGUGGGAGGAAACCGGAGUACCCGGAGAAAACCCACGCAUGCACGGGGAGAACAUGCAAACUCCACACAGAGAUGGCCGAGGGUGGAAUUGAACUCGGGUCUCCUCGCUGUGAGGUCUGCGCGCUAACCACUCGACCGACGUGCAGCCUAUAUUAUUAUAUGUACUUUUUUCGAAAAUAAAAACAUGAAUUUCUUUACUUUAUUUGCCUUUUAUUUAACCUUCAAAUCAACACACAGAGAUGGUGGAAUUGAACCUUGGUCUCCUUAGCUGUGAGGUCUGCGCCCUAACCACUCAUCCACCGUACCGCCUAUGUUACUAUUUCCUGAUUUUAAAAAAAUGCUAACUCGUUGAGCCCCGCCCACUUGUUGCACACAAGCACUUUGCAUCUUCUAAAAAUAGACACAACUAAAGCCUCUUAAGUUCAGACCACAUAAGUUGCUUUCCCUGAGAGCCAACAAAUCCCCGAGCAUAGUGGCACUUGCUGGGAAGAGUGGCAGCAGGUGAAGGAUGCUUGGGGUUGGGGGGGUACUGUCGUGUGCCUGGAAAAUGUAGACGAGUAAAGCAGCGCCCCGUGUUUUAAUGGAGGCGGUCGGGCCGCCGCCAUGAGUGAGUCGCUGGUGGAGGAGUUAGUGGCCAACACGACCUACCUCAGCGCUCGGAAGAUUGACCACAAUGCAUUGCGAAAGGAGCGACUCUCUUUGAGCCUCCCUCAGCCGAGAAGCUGCUCGGCUCUGCGGCAGGUCGUAGGAAUGCAGUACGAUUCGCUUUGUGAGCAGCAGCCCAUCGGCAGGAAGUUAUUCCGGCAGUUUCUCACCUCCGACCCCCAGUACUCUGCUGCAUUUGAUUUCCUGGAAGAGCUGGGAAGAUUGAGUUUUCUUGAAGACGACACAAGAGCAAAAGCCGAGCAGAACCUUCUCGCAAAGUUCUGUCAGCCUGAGUCCAAGACUUUUCUCUCUUUCGUCACGGUCGAGGGUACAGAUUCAUGCAAGCUCUCACCAGCCAAGUUCUUGGACGAUGCCAUGGUGGGCAAGAUGAGAGAAGCCCUCAGAGACUUCCUGAGAGGGAAACCUUUCUGCGAGUACCUGAGGAGCCCGUUUUUUUACAGGUUUCUGCAGUGGAAGGAGUUUGAGAGACAGAAGAUUACUGACAAAUACUUUUACCAGUUCCGGACUUUGGGUAAAGGAGGUUUUGGUGAGGUGUGUGCCGUGCAGGUGAAAACAUCCGGACAUAUGUACGCCUGCAAAAAGCUGGAUAAGCGAUGUUUGAAGAAGAAAGGUGGCGAGAGGUUGGCCCUGCAGGAGAAGAGGAUCCUGGAGAAGGUUAACAGUCUUUUCAUUGUGAACCUGGCCUACGCCUAUGACAACGACACCCACUUGUGCCUGGUCAUGGACCUGAUGAACGGAGGAGACCUCAGGUUCCACAUCUACGAGCUCGGAGAUCGGGGUAUCCGUAUUGACCGUGUGGUUUACUACGCAGCUCAGAUGACCGUGGGAAUCCUCCACCUGCACUCUAUGAGUAUUGUGUAUCGGGACUUGAAGCCGGAAAACGUGCUACUCGACGCUCACGGCCAAUGUCGACUCUCUGACCUCGGAUUGGCGGUCGAGCUGCCAAAGGGGAAAACCAUAUGCCAAACGGCUGGGACGACCGGCUACAUGGCUCCUGAGAUUCUGAGGCAGCAGUACUACAACACAUCCGUGGACUGGUGGGCGCUGGGCUGCAGCAUCUACGAGAUGGUGGCCGCUCGCCUGCCGUUUCGAGACUUCCGCGAAAAGGUGCAGAAGAGUGAAGUGACCCGCCGGACUUUGGAAGAUGAGUGCAAGUUUGAUGCGAAGAAAUUUGACUCCCCAACGACAAACCUCAUUCGUGGCUUCCUUAAGAAGAAGUUGGAACAACGUCUUGGGUGCCGAGGCGAUGACCCACGAGAGCACCCUUUUUUCCAUAGCAUUAACUUCCAGCGUCUGGAAGCGGGUCUGCUGGAGCCCCCCUGGGUGCCAAAACACGACGUGGUCUACACCAAAGACGCUGACAACUUCAAGGACACGUCGGAAAUCCUGGACAUUGAAUUUGAUGCCAAGGAUGAGAAACUGUUCAAGGAGUUCAGCACCGGCGCCGUGUCCAUCACGUGGCAGAAGGAGAUUAUUGACAGCGGCCUAUUCGAUGAACUCAACAGGCCUGAGAUGAAGGAUCAUGUGACGGGAUGGAAAUCAAACAUGUGUGUUGUUUUGUAAGUGUCCCCAUUUUACAGUAUAUGUAGACAAAACUUGAAUACUUGAACUGAUUUGGCCUUAAAUGUCCUGGAUCCGACUUGUGAAAAACAAUAAGUGCCUCAAAUGACAUAAAUUAAUCAGUUGUUUUGAUUUUAUGCUGUACUCAUAACUAGCAUAACACGCCUUUUCCGUGCGGUGGCAAAAACUACGUACUGUAUCCGCUACGUCACGUAGGCUAUGCUAAUCGAUGCCAGCGUGUUUGAUCACUCCCCGAUCAAACUUAACUCCGCUCGAGUAGUCUUGCAACUUUGUUUACACGCUUUGCCGAGCGGUCACUGGCUGUACUUUGCACUAGCUAGCUAGCUAGCUAGCUAGUGUUAUCCUCUUAGCUUCUGGUUUUUCGGGAUCCAAAUGUGACUUUUUACCACUGUGAUUUUUUUUUUUUUUUUUUUUUUUAACAAACAAGCAAACGUGUUAGUUUGGAGCUUGAUUUUGUCCCAAAAAUGUCCCACUUGUACUAACUCUCUUGUUGUUGUUAUUACCUCUGUUGUUUAUCUGUUUGUGUUCCAAAUUACUUGAAAAGUUCUGAAUGAAUUUGGAUGACAUUUUCAGGAAUUGUUGGAAUUUUGGUAUGGUAGAACAGAUCAAAUUUUUUGGGCGUGUUUCGGAUCACCGUCUGGAUCCAGGAAUUUUUAAAAGGGUUCUUUGACAAUUCGAAAUCAAAGAAAUUGCGGAAUUUGCACAUGCUAAUGUAUAACACCACAAAAAUUGUCACACCAAAUACAGAAUACAAGUUUCCAACAGGUUUUUACAAAUUAUCAACCACUAAUUCACAAUAGGGCUGCACUGUGAUCGAGUGGUUAGCAUGCAGACCUCACAACUGGUGGCCAGCCAAUCACAGGCCACAUAUAGACAAACAACCAUUCACACUCACAUUCAUACCUAUGGACAAUUUGGAGUCGCUAAUUAACCUAGCAUGCUUUUGGAAUGGGCGGCACAGUGGUCGAGUGGUUAGCAUGCAAACCUCACAGCUAGGAGACCAGGGUUCAAUUCCACUCUCGGCCAUCUCUGUGUGGAGUUUGCAUGUUCUCCCCGUGCAUGCGUGGGUUUUCUCCGGGUACUCCGGUUUCCUCCCACAUUCCAAAAACAUGCUAGGUUAAUUAGCGACUCCAAAUUGUCCAUAGGUAUGAAUGUGAGUGUGAAUGGUUGUUUGACUAUAUGUGCCCUGUGAUUGGCUGGCCGUAAAGCGGUAGAAAAUGAAUGAAUGAAUAAUCCACAAUAUGAAUAAAAUUUGAAUUUUCAUCAUAGAAAAGAAAACAUCAAAAGGAAUUGCCCAACCUGACCAAUAGCAAUCAUCAUAAUUAAAUAAAAAAAAUUGCCAUUAAUCCGUGAUCGGUAUCUGUAUUGACCGAUCUCAUGAAUGGAUGUAUUGGAAUCGGCCAACCCUGAUUGGAGCGUCCCUAUCAUAACAAAGUAUGACUCUUGUUGGUUACAGCGUGAAAACCUGCUGGGAAACAUGUGUUGUGUACUUUGGCCUCUUUGUGUUAACACAGUCAUAGUUUCCAUGACGUCAUUCCUCUUUAUUUGGUGUUAACGUAUAAACAAGCUACUGCAUGGCUUUUUACGGUAGUCCAAUUGUGGUCAUUCGCAAUCAUGCAAUUCAAUUUUCACCACUAGAUGCCGCCAGACACCAAACAAAAAUAAUACACUCCUUUGGCGCUAUACUGAAAAUGAUAAGCAUCUCAUUUUCAAGGAGACAGUUUGUGAUGAAAAAUACCAAAUAAUUCCAUAUUCUUGUGUUAUGCAACAAUAUGCCAACUAAUUACAACUUUUAGUGCAGUAUUUAUUUCUUAAGGAUUUGACACAAACUGUAGUGCCACCUUGAAUGCUACUUCCUGGUUCUUUAUUGUCAUGAUUGACUUGCCUGUACUGUAUGUCUAUAACUGUUUAUGUAAUAUUUCAAUGUCAUUCUGAUCUAUGAAAAACUAGAUCAUAUAUUUGGAGAAUUUAAUUUUGUCUUGUUGUAGACAAAAGCAUACUGAAAGUUUA
Molecule: messenger RNA, 4729 nt
Organism: Doryrhamphus excisus (bluestripe pipefish)
Lineage: Eukaryota; Metazoa; Chordata; Actinopteri; Syngnathiformes; Syngnathidae
Product: rhodopsin kinase grk7-b
Biological process (GO): regulation of signal transduction; signal transduction; protein phosphorylation
Cellular component (GO): cytoplasm
Molecular function (GO): ATP binding; rhodopsin kinase activity
Source: RefSeq, a predicted model, not a curated record